AUGUCCAGAAGAAAGAUCGGUCUUAUCGGGGGCGGCAACAUCGGUGCCACUUUUGCCCUCCUCUCUGCCGUCAAGGAGCUCGGCGAUGUUGUCAUGUUCGACGUCGUCCAGGACCUCCCUCAGGGAAAAUGCCUGGACCUGUACCAGUCCACCCCGAUCUCGGGCGUCGACAUUCACUUUGAGGGUUCGAACGACUACAGCGUCAUUAAGGACGCGGAUGUGAUUAUCGUCACAGCUGGUGUCCCUCGCAAGCCGGGCAUGUCCCGCGACGACCUCCUGGCGAUCAACGCGAAGAUCAUGGGCCAAGUUGGAGACGCAAUCAAGCAGUUCUGCCCGAAUGCCUUCGUCAUUUGCAUCACCAAUCCGCUCGAUGUGAUGGUCUACAUUCUGCGUGAAAGAUGCGGCCUGCCUCACCACAAAGUCUGCGGAAUGGCAGGCGUCCUCGACGCGGCACGCCUCCGCACUUUCCUCUCCGACCGACUGAAGGUUUCCGUCGAUGACAUCCAAGCGCUCGUUAUGGGCGGCCACGGCGACACGAUGGUCCCUCUCCCUCGAUUCACAACUGUGGGUGGCAUUCCUCUCCCCGAGUUGGUGAAGAUGGGCAUGAUUUCCCAGCAAGAAGUCGACGACAUUGUUCAGCGUACUCGGAACGGAGGCGGCGAGAUUGUCUCGCUGCUCAAGACAGGCUCGGCGUUCUUUGCUCCAGCGGCUGCUGGCGUCAUGAUGGCUGAGGCGUAUCUGAAGGACAGGAAGCGCUUGCUUCCUUGUGCUGCCUAUUUGAAUGGAGAAUACGGAGUCAAGGACAUGUACGUCGGCGUGCCGUGCGUCAUCGGGGCGGGCGGCGUGGAGAAGGUCGUUGAACUCGAUCUGACACCCGAGGAGAAGAAGAUGUUCGAUCACUCUGUGGAAAGCGUGAAGGCCCUCCUCGCCGCUGCGCCCAAGUCAGCCUGA
Messenger RNA from Neospora caninum, 951 nucleotides. RefSeq names its product malate dehydrogenase, related. The record is from RefSeq and is a predicted model, not a curated record. NCBI's taxonomy places the organism in Eukaryota, Apicomplexa, Conoidasida, Eucoccidiorida, Sarcocystidae. Bases 1 to 951 code for a protein of 316 amino acids. The transcript has 7 exons. Gene Ontology annotation, molecular function: oxidoreductase activity, acting on the CH-OH group of donors, NAD or NADP as acceptor. Gene Ontology annotation, biological process: carboxylic acid metabolic process.